Molecule: messenger RNA, 1281 nt
Organism: Tripterygium wilfordii
Lineage: Eukaryota; Viridiplantae; Streptophyta; Magnoliopsida; Celastrales; Celastraceae
Product: endonuclease V
Exons: 8
Coding region: 88-954 (288 amino acids)
Biological process (GO): DNA repair
Cellular component (GO): nucleolus; cytoplasm
Molecular function (GO): RNA endonuclease activity producing 5'-phosphomonoesters, hydrolytic mechanism; single-stranded RNA binding
Source: RefSeq, a predicted model, not a curated record
CUCGCAUGCCACAUUACUCUAUUUUUAAAUGGAACUCUGCAUCGGAAAUGUUGUUAAAUCAGAUGUAGCACACCACGAAACAGAGACAUGGCAAACGUAUCCGAUGAAGAUGCAGCGGCGACAGAGAUGUCUCUUUCGUCUAAUCACGAGGACUGGAUCAAGAUUCAGGAAUCGCUGAAGAAGGUAUUGAUCGAAGAAGACGACUUUAAGUGGAAACUUCCCAAUCCCAAAUCAACAAGCUCGACCCAGUCCAUUCCUAUUGAAGAAGAAGAAGAAAGAGAAUUAGAAGAGUUAAAGUAUGUGGGCGGGUUUGAUGUGAGCUUCUCAAAGGAAGAUCCGUCGAUUGCCUGUGGUAGCCUCGUGGUUUUGGAGCUUCCAGGAAUGAAGGUUACUUACCACGACUUCUCUCUUGUCAGGCUUUAUGUCCAUUACGUCCCCGGCUUUCUCGCCUUUCGCGAGGCUCCCCUUCUACUUGAUCUUUUGGAAAAUAUGAAGAAGCAAGCUAAUCAGUUCUACCCCCAGUUGUUAAUGGUUGACGGCAAUGGUGUACUUCAUCCUCGAGGUUUUGGUUUGGCCUGUCACCUAGGUGUUCUCACUGAUCUGCCAGCCAUUGGGAUUGGAAAGAAUCUGCAUCAUGUGGAUGGCCUUACUCAAUCUGGAGUUAUACAACUUCUUAAAGCAAAAGAAAGCAGUGGUGAAGAAUUUGUUACUUUGAUGGGACGUUCUGGGCGCACAUGGGGAGUGGCAAUGAGAUCAACUAAGGUCUCGUCAAAGCCCAUAUUCGUUUCAAUCGGUCACCGAGUAUCACUUGAUACAGCCAUCAACAUUGUUAAAAUGACAUGCAAGUAUCGUGUGCCCGAGCCCAUUCGACAGGCUGAUAUAAUAUCAAGAGAGCACAUCCGGAAGAGUCCUAAUCUGGUGGGUAUCUUGGAGAUUAAAUCCUCAGACUACUAGAGCCCAUACCAUGUUGAUCUCUCCUUUCCCUUGAAAGGUGUCAUAGCAGCAUAAAAAAAUACUUGAAAAUUUGAAAACCUUGUGCUACUGCACUAUAUUAUAUUGUUGUGCGCCACUGUUUUACCAUGCUACUUUGUGCACUUUUUCAUGUAAACAACCUAGAGGUUGCAGUGGCCCGGUGGUAGCUAGGGGUCACAUGAAACAGCCUCUUUAGACCUAUUUUUUUGUGAUCAUGUCAAAAGGUCCACGCUCUUUCGAGCUGCAUUGCCCAAGUUGGUGUAUACUGGUUUGGUUUUGUGUUUUCAGAUAUGCAUUUAGUUUGGUAUU